Messenger RNA from Lepus europaeus (European hare), 521 nucleotides. It is a transcript of the gene GNG3, whose product is annotated as G protein subunit gamma 3. Lineage: Eukaryota; Metazoa; Chordata; Mammalia; Lagomorpha; Leporidae. Gene Ontology annotation, cellular component: heterotrimeric G-protein complex. Gene Ontology annotation, biological process: G protein-coupled receptor signaling pathway. Bases 151 to 378 code for a protein of 75 amino acids. The record is from RefSeq and is a predicted model, not a curated record. The transcript is spliced from 3 exons. Gene Ontology annotation, molecular function: G-protein beta-subunit binding.
UAGCCUCUGUGCUAACCGACGGCUUCUGCGUCAGGUACUUCCAGCUGCAGCCCCUUGCAGGGUGGGGCGCCCAUCUGAGGCACAAGGCUUUUGUGCCCCCCACCCCCCAACUCUACACCCAGGGCUGCCGCCGCCUGCCUGUGCUCCAGGAUGAAGGGAGAGACCCCUGUGAACAGCACUAUGAGUAUUGGGCAAGCCCGCAAGAUGGUGGAACAGCUUAAGAUCGAAGCCAGUUUAUGCCGGAUAAAGGUGUCCAAGGCGGCCGCGGACCUGAUGACUUACUGUGACGCCCACGCCUGUGAGGAUCCCCUCAUCACUCCUGUCCCCACCUCGGAGAACCCCUUCCGGGAGAAGAAGUUCUUUUGCGCCCUGCUCUGAGCCGCCCCGCGGCCCCUCACCACCUCACCUGCCCCUCUCCCGGGCCCUCCUUAGGUCGGUAACUGCCACGAGCCCAGCUCCCUGCACCUCACCUCCAACCCGGGCCCGAACCCUGGCCCACACAGUAUCGGAAGCACAAGGCC